GCUUGUGGAAGAGUUAUGGCUAAACAUCAUCCAGAUUUGAUUUUCUGCCGCAAGCAGGCUGGUGUUGCUAUCGGAAGACUGUGUGAAAAAUGUGAUGGCAAAUGUGUGAUCUGUGACUCCUAUGUGCGACCCUGCACCCUGGUUCGAAUAUGUGAUGAGUGUAACUAUGGAUCUUACCAGGGCCGUUGUGUGAUCUGUGGAGGUCCUGGAGUCUCUGAUGCCUACUAUUGUAAAGAGUGCACAAUUCAGGAGAAGGAUAGAGACGGUUGCCCAAAGAUUGUCAAUUUGGGGAGCUCUAAGACAGACCUGUUCUAUGAACGCAAAAAAUACGGCUUCAAGAAGAGGUGAUGGGUGGGCUGGUCCUUCCUCCCCCAUCAAGCUGUUGCAGCUGCCAGAAAAGACGCCUACUACCACCAGCAGAAAGGGACUGGAGCCCAGCAUGUCACCAGAACAUCCUGCUAGACCUAGUAUCUUGGCCCCCUGCCCCUGUCUUUCCCUCACCUCACUGGUGGGGAUGAAAGAGAGGUCUUCACAGAGCACUCUAGCAGACUGGAAGGAAAAUUGCUAGGUUAGUUCAUAGUUUGUUUUGUUCUAGAUGGAGAAACAAGGCUCUGCUCUCUACAUUGAUAGAUUCUCUCCACACCCAAAGCUGCAAAGUGAGUCUUCUGUCUGUGGCCUUGAUAACCAAGCUGACACAGGCAAAAGCAUGGCCUUGCAGCAUCUAUGAUGGUGGUGGUCUCCUGUAUCGCUCAUUGUGGCCAGGAGCCAUCAGAACAGUAAUGUGAUGUGACACUUCCCAGGUGGCUCUGGCUUCAUGUUAUUUUCCUUCUUUGAAGUUGGAAAUUUCUGUUGUUCUAAUAAAGUUGGUGUGUAUUU
Messenger RNA from Phodopus roborovskii (desert hamster), 876 nucleotides. RefSeq names its product PHD finger protein 5A (gene Phf5a). NCBI's taxonomy places the organism in Eukaryota, Metazoa, Chordata, Mammalia, Rodentia, Cricetidae. Gene Ontology annotation, cellular component: precatalytic spliceosome; catalytic step 2 spliceosome; U2 snRNP. The record is from RefSeq and is a predicted model, not a curated record. The transcript is spliced from 4 exons. Gene Ontology annotation, biological process: mRNA splicing, via spliceosome. The coding region runs from base 16 to 348 and encodes 110 amino acids.